GUGUGAUUAAAUUGAUUUAUUCUCAGCUGGAUGAUGAUCUUUAAGGAGACUAAAGGAAUCAAACAUGUUCAAAGUUUUCUAUUAACGUGAACAACUUGAUCUUAUUUUCCACUGGGUCGAYCUUCGACUUGCUUCUAGAAGGAUGACUUCAAAAAGCUGGAUUUUUGUUCUUAUUUUUGCUUUGAAAGUUCAACACAUWUCUUCCUCCAUUCGAUCGAAAGCAAGYACUUUCGAAAUGCGUUCUAACGAACUUCUGCAGCUGGCGCAAGGAAUGGAACAGAAGUCCACCCAAGUGGAAAACGCCAUGGAGUGUGUGUUCUCUUGCAUCAGUACAGAUUGGUGUCGUUCUGUGAAUUUCAAAACUACACCUCUUGAAAGCGGUCGACAUGUCUGCGAGUUUCUGUCUUCUGAUCGGUUCGCAAACGGUACAGCCAUAAAGCAAGACAAUGGGUUCCGUCAUUAUAGUAAAAAGGACAAAUGCCGUCAAGAGAAACCUUGUCGUAAUGGUGGUCAAUGCAUCUACUAUGACGAUAUCGAUGACUAUCGAUGUAUUUGUGGUGAAGGGACCACAGGAGAUCAUUGUGAAAAUGCUACUGUUCACGGUGGUUGGAGCGGCUUCAGUUCCUGGUCAGCUUGCAGCAAGACUUGUGGCGGUGGGUCACAGACAAGAACUCGUACUUGUACCAACCCUGCACCUGCCUACGGUGGAAACAGCUGCUCUGGAUCCUCGAAGGAAAGUGCUCAAUGCAACACUGCGGCAUGUCCAGCUUYGAGWUGCAGCAAUCCUGUCGCUCUUGGUAUGGAAAGUAAGGAAAUCGCUGACGCCCAGAUCACUGCGAUAAACUACCUUUUACAGUACUAUCCCUACACANUAUAA
This is a messenger RNA of Exaiptasia diaphana, 877 nucleotides long. Its product is annotated as semaphorin-5A-like. Bases 143 to 877 code for a protein of 244 amino acids. The record is from RefSeq and is a predicted model, not a curated record. Lineage: Eukaryota; Metazoa; Cnidaria; Anthozoa; Actiniaria; Aiptasiidae. The transcript has 4 exons.